AUGAACGCGGGUGACGGCGGUUCAGGAAGCUGCAGGAUAUCGAUGCUCUGGAAUUGGUACACAGUGGACGCAUGCUUCCUGUCCUCAUCAUGGCGAAUUCAGAACAGAGGCAUGUUUGCUGCCUCAUGCAUCGGCAUAGUCCUACUCGUCGUCUCCGUCGAGUUCAUGCGACGAAUUGGCCAGGAAUACGACAACUCCGUCGUUCGGCAAUGGCACAGACAAGCGGCCGUGGCCCGCGACCGCGCAAUUGAAGGAUCUCAAGGGUCAAGCACUUGCUCGGAGAUGACUAUGUUCCGAGCAACUCCGCUGCAGCAACUGAUACGAGCACUCAUUCAUGCUGCCACUUUUGGAGCGGCGUACAUAAUCAUGCUUCUUGCCAUGUAUUUCAACGGCUAUAUCAUCAUUUGCAUCAUUAUCGGCUCCGCUAUUGGCAAGUUUGCCUGCCAUUGGCUCACUGUCACAAUCGAUCUGCAACCCGGCGAAGGGGAAAGACUAUUACAAAAACCUUUACUGCAGACAACUAUAUGCUGUGAUUAG
This is a messenger RNA of Trichoderma citrinoviride, 537 nucleotides long. RefSeq names its product Ctr-domain-containing protein. Gene Ontology annotation, cellular component: membrane. The coding region runs from base 1 to 537 and encodes 178 amino acids. The transcript is spliced from 2 exons. Gene Ontology annotation, molecular function: copper ion transmembrane transporter activity. The record is from RefSeq and is a predicted model, not a curated record. Lineage: Eukaryota; Fungi; Ascomycota; Sordariomycetes; Hypocreales; Hypocreaceae. Gene Ontology annotation, biological process: copper ion transmembrane transport.